GCUCAGCAACAGGCUCAGCAACAGGCUCAGCAACAGGCUCAGCAACAGGCUCAGCAACAGCAACAGGCUCAGCGACAGCAACAGGCUGCAACUGGUUCCAGCGGACAACAGCAGCAGCAUCUGGGUAUCAGCAUGCAAACGCAGCUCGAAGCAUUGCAAGCUUUUGCGAGGCAGCAACAGCAACAGCAACAGCAACAACAACAACAACAGCAGGCGCAAGCACAAGCACAAACACAAGCACAAGCACAUGUACAGGCACAAGCAUUGCAGCAGCAAAUGCAAGUGCAACCUAGCGCAUCGCCGGGCCCAAGGCCGAUUGGUGGCGCUAUGGCUACAGUUCUUCAACACCAGCAGCAGCAGCGGAGCCAAUCUCCAGCUCAUCAGCAUUCUGCCAAUCCUCAGCAGCUGUUACACGGACAGGCUGGAGCGCGGCCACCAAGUCAGCAACAAGGACAACAACAGUCGCAAGGACCGCCAUCACAAGCGGGAAGCCCGCAACAAGUAUCGCAAUCUGCUUCGGGUCCGAGCUCUGCAUCGUCUAGUUCAGGGCCCGCACAGCAGUUUGCACAAGCCGUGCGCGACUUUUACUUGCGCGAGCGCGGUAUUCAGCUGCCUACGACCAAGCCUGACCCACUGCAAUUCCUCGCGCCUGCGUGGAGCGCGAUGGGCGCGCAGAAGGUCGGCGAGCCCAAGAUUGUUGAGGCCCAGAAUGCUUUUGUUCUCGUCAUCAGCCUCGGAGGAUUUGCGCGCGUCACGCACGUCCAGAGCGGGUGGACCGUCGUCGCUUUUCGCCUCGGCCUGCUAGUCUCGCCGCUCGUGCAUGACAUGGCCAACUAUAUCCCGCAACCCGGACCGUACGGCCCGAUGCCGUCACCGAACGAGACGCCGGACAAGCUGAAAAUGUGGUAUGCCGAGCACAUUCGGCCGUUUGAGGAGAACUGGAUUAGCAAGGGCGGCCAGUUUUCAACAGGCGGCGCAGGCACAGCAGGCAGCGUUCACAUCGGCCAAUGA
Molecule: messenger RNA, 1011 nt
Organism: Tilletiaria anomala UBC 951
Lineage: Eukaryota; Fungi; Basidiomycota; Exobasidiomycetes; Georgefischeriales; Tilletiariaceae
Exons: 2
Source: RefSeq, a predicted model, not a curated record